Morus notabilis is the source of this 306-nucleotide messenger RNA. Its product is annotated as monothiol glutaredoxin-S11-like. The transcript has a single exon. Lineage: Eukaryota; Viridiplantae; Streptophyta; Magnoliopsida; Rosales; Moraceae. The coding region runs from base 1 to 306 and encodes 101 amino acids. The record is from RefSeq and is a predicted model, not a curated record.
AUGGACAAGGUAAUGAGAUUUGCCUCAAAGAAAGGUGUGGUGGUAUUCAGUAAGAGCUCAUGUUGCCUUUACCAUGCUGUCAACACUUUGUUCCAAGAGCAGACGGUCAACCCCAUGGUUCAUGAGCUGGACCAAGACUCUGAAGGAAGGGAAAUGAAGAGGGCCCUCACAAGGCUCAGGUGCAACAACCCGUUGCCCGCCAUCUUCAUCAACUGCAAGCUCGUGGGUUCUACCAAUGAAGUCAUGUCACCCCACCCAAGUGGCAACCUCACUCCUCUGCUAAAGCCUUAUGAGGCUCUAUUUUAA